UCCAUUAAUACAAGAUCCAGCUCAAGAGAGUAAGAGGCUCAGAGCCACCCCCGCAAGAUUCGCGCCCAUCCAAACCGCCGCCAGAAGCAGCAGCCAUGGCUUUCUGGGAGAACUGGUGCAAAGACGACGACUGCGACUGCAGCUGGACGAAGGUCAUCAUCUGGGCCUUGGUCGUCGCCGUCGUGGGCGGCCUCAUCGCCGUCCUCGUAAUCGCCUUCGCCGUCGUCUACCCGCCCAAGGCCACCGCCGACGACGCCGUGCUGCAGCGGUUCGCGCUCGCCCCCGGAAACCCCGCCGCGAACUCCAACAUCUCUUACAACGUCACGGCCACGCUGUCGCUGAAGAACCCCAACAUCUACCGCGUCAUCAGCUACGGCCCCCUCGCCGUGGCCUUCUCCUUCAACGGCACCCGCUUCGACGAGUCCGCCACCGUGCCAGCGUUCGACAACAAGGCAAGGAAGACGGCCACGUUACACGUGACGGUUGGCGGCGUCGCCAAGCCCGUCAAGCUGUCCGCGGAGGGGGUGAAGGAGUUCAGCGCGGAGAACGCGACGGGGAAGUUCGACGUGGAGGUGAGGCUGGACACGGUGCUGCAGUACAAGGGGCGCAAGGCCAAGUGCCCCCUCGUGGUCAUCUGCCCGCUCAAGCUGCAGCUCGUCGACCCGAACGUCGCCGCCACCGCGUUCCAGAGGAACAAGUGCACCAUCCUCCGGGCAAAGAUGUCCGGGUGCUAGCACCACUGACUAGCUAGAGCUCAAUUUCUGUUGCGUUUCUUGACUGUUUGCUGUACAAUUCCUCGAAAUUCUUCUUUUUUUUCCUCGAGAUUGCUUUGAAGAUUGCUCCCGACGAAUUGGUAUGUACUUACGUGGAUGAUUGGAACGAUUCAGUGUCAAGUAUGUGGAA
Messenger RNA from Phragmites australis (common reed), 903 nucleotides. Its product is annotated as NDR1/HIN1-like protein 3. Bases 96 to 734 code for a protein of 212 amino acids. Gene Ontology annotation, cellular component: plasma membrane. The record is from RefSeq and is a predicted model, not a curated record. The transcript has a single exon. NCBI's taxonomy places the organism in Eukaryota, Viridiplantae, Streptophyta, Magnoliopsida, Poales, Poaceae.